GCUGUGUUUACAACCAGCUGACAUCCGGAGUCUUCCCGUCCAUUAGCCACCAAUGCACACAGUCAACGAAAUCCAACUACACUCGAUAUUUUCCCCAUGAAAAGCGCCCCCCGCUGAUUCGGCAACUCAACUGGAUGCAACAUUUCAUCAUAUUCAUCAGAUGCAGGGCUCUGGCCCCGUCUCCAGCAGCUGAAGCACACCAGUCCUGUCCUCUCUGAUCCACAUCCACGGCCUUCCGCCUCACUGAGCCAUGACCACCCAGAGGGAUCUUGAUAUGGUGCACCUCCGCCUUAUUCUGGUCAGUGGGAAAACGCAAGACUUCACUUUCUCCCCAAAUGACUCGGCCACAGACAUUGCCAAACAUGUAUUUGACAACUGGCCUGCAGGAUGGGAGGAGGAGACAGUGAGCAGUCCCAGCAUAUUGCGUCUCAUCUUCCAGGGACGCUUCCUUCAUGGCAACGUUACCCUGGGAGCUCUCAAGCUUCCACCGGGCCGAACAACAGUCAUGCACUUGGUUGCCAGAGAGACUCUUCCAGAGCCCAACUCUCAUGGUCAAAGGAACAGAGAAAAAACCACAGAGAGCAACUGCUGCCUCCUCUUGUAAAGCAAAAAACACCAUCCCCCCCCCCCCCCCCCCCCCCCCCCCCCCCCCCCCCACACACACACACACACACACACACCAUAUACAAAACCACACACAUAACAUUACAUACACAUAAACAUGCAUACACCCUGUUCUCUCCUGCCUGUCAUCCUGUCAGCUGUGGAUUUGGAAUAAAUCAGAGGAAGUCUGGUUGGGGCUGUCGCCUGCUUUGGUUGCACACCAAUCUGAGGCUUUUUUUUAAUGUGCCAAUAUAUUAAUUUUUUUGCCCCCAAAACUUUUACUGUGUCAGCAGAAGUUGCUGUUAUUUCUUUUUAUUUGAAGAUCAUGACAUUUAACAGUACCUACGUUCUCUCGGAAACCUGUUCACUGCUGGACAGGAUUUAAAGAGCUAUCGUACAAAGUGAAAAGACUCUGGAACUCUUUGCUCUUCAUGGACACAGAAUUGCUAUCAAGGAUGUGUGAGCUAUAACCCUUCUCUAAUACUCACAUGGAUGUUUCCCCAGGUCUUACUGAAUGGUGUUAACCCUCUCAUUGCACUUAACCAGUAUGUUAUUUCAGAAGUGUUCAUUGUGUUUGAUUGUCAUCUUCUUUUCCCCAAUGGCUGUUUUUUGUUUUGUUUUUGUGGUCAGAGGAACAGACCUAAAUUCCCCUUGUGGUAGAAAACGUGCCAUCCUCCUCAUGACACGUUCUGCCUCUCACUAACUGAACCGUUGGGUCUGUAUCAGCACCAGUGGCGUUUGUGCCAUUACUUUACACCUGUUUGUUCCAGGCUGCGGACCAAUGGAGAAAAGACUUUUAUUAGAAGAGCUGUGUCAACACCUGAGGGGAGGCACGGGUCCACGCCAAACAGGAACAGACUCCAAGCAAGGUUUGUAAAGACAGAGUCGGAGGAUUGCUUGUGUGCCCUCAGGUGUCGUGUUCGCACCUCAGGCGUUGACUUUAUGGACUAGACUGUCGGUGUUCCUUCAUAGUGGGAGCCCAUACGGCGGGCCAGUUAAACGCAGACAGAAGAAGCGGUUGAAGAUGAGAGGGAGGAGUGUCGUUGGUGUGAGACCCCCCCCCCCUCUACUGGACACUGUGUAUGUGGCAAGGAAAGAGUUUCUCCCGCUUGGAUGAGUUAUAAAGGAAAAAAUUUUGGUGGUGUUUCACCUCCUUUUCAUUUGGUUGCUGUCUUUACUUCUUGUUUGCAUUUUUCGUGGAAUUCAGUAAUAUCAUUAAUAUUGAAAUUUAAAUAUAUCGAUUUUUAUCUUGUGUAUAGGUAUUUGUUAAAUUUUAGUGUGGGUGAGUUUUGUUGUGUGAGUGUGUCUGAGGGUGUGUGAUGCACGUGGCAUACUGUAUGAGGACUAGUGAGGGCAUGUGGUCUUUAAAAAAAAAAAAUAUAUAUAUAUAAAAGGUGGUGCACUGGGAGUGUUGAUGGGCUGCAGUUUCUUCAGAAACAGUUGGAAACCUUUUAAAUCCUUCCAUUGAGUGUCCUUUGGUUUGUGUUUAUGUCAAUCAGUGUCACUGCUAUGAAGUUUAGCUCAGUAUGAAUAAAUGUAAAAACUAAAAUGCAAUGUGGUCUACAUAAAAGCUUGUAUUAUAAAUUAAUAAAUCUUUAAAUAAGCAACUUA
This is a messenger RNA of Micropterus salmoides (largemouth bass), 2214 nucleotides long. RefSeq names its product ubiquitin-like 3b (gene ubl3b). The transcript has 6 exons. Gene Ontology annotation, molecular function: protein binding. The record is from RefSeq and is a predicted model, not a curated record. NCBI's taxonomy places the organism in Eukaryota, Metazoa, Chordata, Actinopteri, Centrarchiformes, Centrarchidae. Bases 251 to 604 code for a protein of 117 amino acids.